AUGGCGGAACGCACAGCUACUGCGUCAAGCACCGACAAUCCACCGUCCAGCUCACCUGUGCUGGCCUCCGUAGCGGCCCAAGAAAAUGAACGCGGCGGCGACUUGGAAUAUGACGAAGCGGCGGCGGAACCAGAACGAAUCCAAGGCGGCGAUGGCGGCAACACAAAACCCUCCAGGCGUGGCAUAGCCGGCAAGGCGGAGAAGGUGCACAGCCGUGUGCCAGCUCUGCGGAAGAUCCCGCUUGCGGCUCUGGGUAUCAUUUUCCUUGUUGCGGUGGUUAAUGGUUUUGUAUGGAUGGUUGCGGGGAUUGUGUUGGCCAUCGACCUUAUGACUCGGAGACUCCUGGCAACUGGUCAGAGAGCAGUCAGUGUUGGGACGUUCUUCUCGCUGGGACACUCAACUAUCGUCAUCAUCACAGCCGUCGUUGUCGCCGCGACUGCCACUGCCGUGUCCUCGAAAUUCGACCAGCCGUGGAAAAUGUAUCCACUGGGCGUCCUUUUCGGGCUGGGCUUCGAUACCUCAUCGGAGGUUGCACUGCUAGGAAUCUCGUCCAUCGAAGCUACACGCGGAACAAGCAUUUGGGUGAUUCUGAUCUUCCCAUUUCUUUUCACAGCCGGAAUGUGCCUCCUUGACACCAUAGAUGGCGCCCUAAUGCUAUCCCUAUACGUCCAGCCAGCGGAAAAUUUUCUCCCGUCCAAAUCCGUCAAUUCGUCCAGUGCCACCCUCUCCACACCGUCGUCUGGUGCGGGACAGCCACUAACCACCAGCGACGCGGCAACUGCCAACCCAAGCCGCAACCCACGUAACCCAAUCGCGUUCCUGUAUUACUCCAUUGUCCUGACCUCCCUUACCGUGAUCGUAGCUACAGUGAUCGGCACCAUCCAACUGCUGACGUUAAUCCUUAACGUGACAGAAGCGACGGGACGGUUCUGGAAUGGCGUGGAGGUUGCAGGCGAGUAUUAUGAUGUAAUUGGCGGGUCGAUCUGUGGAUGUUUCAUCCUAGUGGGCGGGUUGAGCGUGCUGGUGUACCCUUCUUGGAGGCGUUGGGUUGCUCAACGGCAUGAACUGCAAGACCAGAAUGUCGAUGGGGCUUUGGAAGAAGAAGGAGGGCAUGAAGUAGAGGUCGAGGCGGGUGACGGUAUUGCCACAACCUCUCCUACUAGUAUAGUCCCGGGUGCUGGAAUGGGAAGUUUGAAGGGAGACCGAGGAGAAGAUGGAAAAGGGCAAGUAGGCCGAGUUUUUGUAGAUUUGAAAUGCCCUUUUGGGAGUCGGCUUGGCAUCCAUCCCGCCGCCGACAUCAUCGUUGCCAAGAAGAUACGAAUCCUAGUCCUAGUCCUAGUCCUCUCUCUCCACCAUCCCACCUGGCCGUGCUGUAGCAGUAGGGAGCUUUCGGGCUUCUGGGACGAUAUCUAUCCAUCUGCGAGAAUAGCCUACUGUGCCAGGGACGUGGCCAUCUCACUCUUGAGCCUCCCGGUUAGACUGCCCCUGAUGCGCCGGGAUACCUACUACUAA
Molecule: messenger RNA, 1512 nt
Organism: Histoplasma mississippiense
Lineage: Eukaryota; Fungi; Ascomycota; Eurotiomycetes; Onygenales; Ajellomycetaceae
Exons: 6
Coding region: 1-1512 (503 amino acids)
Biological process (GO): nickel cation transmembrane transport
Cellular component (GO): plasma membrane
Molecular function (GO): nickel cation transmembrane transporter activity
Source: RefSeq, a predicted model, not a curated record